UAUCGACAUCACAGCCAAAACAUGACGACAGAGCUUCCAAAUAAACAAAAAGGCCGCGAGCUGAGUCGCGCAGCAAGGACCAAGGAUGGGAUCACUCAGUUGCCGCGAAAAAAGUUUUACCGCCAGCGGGCGCAUGCGAAUCCCUUCUCCGACCACAUGCUAGAGUACCCUACAUCCCCGGAUGACAUGGAUUGGUCUGUGUAUUUUCCUCAUUAUGUUCAAGAUGAGGCCCCAGAAGAUGCCACCAAGCCUCGUCGUCUCCGCAAAGACGUAGAGAUUGUCGACAUCGGCUGUGGAUUUGGUGGUCUCUUGGUUGCUUUGGCACCAAAGUUGCCAGACACCCUAGUUCUCGGUCUGGAGAUCCGUACCCAGGUUGCAGAGUAUGUCCAAGAGCGGAUAAAGGCACUGCGGUCACAAAACUCGGACAACAUGUAUCAAAACGUGGGAUGUAUCAGGGCGAACACAAUGAAGUUUCUCCCAAACUUCUUCAAGAAGAGCCAAUUGUCCAAAAUCUUCAUCUGCUUCCCCGACCCUCACUUCAAGGCCAGAAAACACAAGGCGAGAAUUGUGUCGACAACACUCAACUCAGAAUACGCCUAUGCUCUCCGACCCGGAGGCAUCGUGUACACCAUUACAGACGUUGAAGACUUGCAUCUGUGGAUGGUUCAGCACCUCGAUGCUCAUCCUGCCUUCGAGAGGAUUCCGAAGGAGGAAGAGGAUGCAGAUGAGUGUGUGCAGGUCAUGUUGACUGAGACGGAAGAGGGCAAGAAAGUGGCCCGGAAUAAGGGCCAAAAGUUUGUGGCCUUGUUCCGGAGACUUGAGGAUCCUCCGUGGUAG
Fusarium falciforme is the source of this 837-nucleotide messenger RNA. RefSeq names its product TRNA (guanine-N(7)-)-methyltransferase. Gene Ontology annotation, cellular component: tRNA methyltransferase complex. Gene Ontology annotation, biological process: tRNA methylation; RNA (guanine-N7)-methylation. Lineage: Eukaryota; Fungi; Ascomycota; Sordariomycetes; Hypocreales; Nectriaceae. Gene Ontology annotation, molecular function: tRNA (guanine(46)-N7)-methyltransferase activity. Bases 22 to 837 code for a protein of 271 amino acids. The transcript is spliced from 3 exons. The record is from RefSeq and is a predicted model, not a curated record.